AUGGCACUUUCGCUCCCACCUCGCGCCAUUUCCUUCCGCCUCCUCUUCCUUCUUGCCAUGGCCACCUCAGCUGCACGAGCUGUUGCAACAGGCGAGGCCGCGCCGCCGUGCUCCACCACCACCGAGCCUACCUCGCAGUCUGCGACGACGGCCGCAUUCCUCCGCGCCCGCUGCGCAACCACGCUGUACCCGGACGUCUGCUACGACUCCCUCCUGCCCUACGCCUCCACGUUCCAGGCCAGCCGCGUCAAGCUCGCCGUCGCCGCGGCCGACGUUGCCGCCGCACACCUCCGCGCGUUCUCGGCCCGCAUCAAGGACCUGCUCGUCCGCCGUGGUGGCGGCGGCGCCGGCUCGGAAGAAGCGGCAACCCCUGGCGGCGCCGGUGGCGCUCGCGUGGACGCCGCGCUGACUGACUGCGCAAGCACCAUCUCGGCGGCGGCCAGUCUCGCCAAGCGGUCGUCGGCGGAGCUCACCGGGCUCGACGCGGCCAUGGCCUCGACCGAGUCCUCGGCCUCCACGGUCACCGGUGGCGGAAGCAGGCAGGCGAGGUGGCAGGUGUCCAACGCGAAGACGUGGCUCAGCGCGGCCAUGACGAACGAAGGGACAUGCUCCGACGGGUUCGAGGAUGCCGGCGCGGCCGUCACAGCGUCGCCGGCGGGGAAGGACGUCGCCGCCGGCGUGGCGACCGUGACGCAGCACACCAGCAACGCUCUCGCGCUCGUCAAUGGCAUCCCGUUGUGAAAGAGACGGAUUGAACUCCUCUUGAAGACUUGUACAGUACGAAGGUGUCAAAGGUAUGUGGUAUUAGUACAAAACAAAUUUCAAUUUGAAUUUGAGAAAAUAUGUAUCGUCGGUACGUAACACUAAGCUCGA
Messenger RNA from Oryza brachyantha (malo sina), 873 nucleotides. RefSeq names its product 21 kDa protein-like. Lineage: Eukaryota; Viridiplantae; Streptophyta; Magnoliopsida; Poales; Poaceae. The transcript has a single exon. Gene Ontology annotation, biological process: negative regulation of catalytic activity. Gene Ontology annotation, molecular function: enzyme inhibitor activity. The record is from RefSeq and is a predicted model, not a curated record. The coding region runs from base 1 to 741 and encodes 246 amino acids.